UUGCCUUCAACUUCAAGUGCAACCCAAAAAUAAAAAAUACUAUUAGUUCCCUUCAUUUUAGUUCUUUCUGCUUUCACACAUAUAUGAGAGAAGGACCAACAGCUGCAGCAACGGCAAGAAGUAGCAGUUCGUCGAGGGAGAGUAUAUGUGAUGGAGAAUCAGGAUCUUUCCCCACCCCACGCGGAUGCAUCUCGACCGUCCCUUGGGUUCCCUCUUGGCACAGCGCUCCUCUUAAUCAUCAUUUUCAGCUUGAGUGGCAUCUUCUCCUGCUGCUACCACUGGGACAAGCUCAGAUCACUCCGUCGAUCCUUCGCCGAUGGCACGGAUCCCGAUGCAGAUAUCGAAGCAUCGCCCUCGAAACCUAAGCCUGAGUACAUGGAUUUAAGGAAAAACCAAAGCCAAAGUUUUUCUGUCUUAAUGCCAGGAGAUCAGAUCCCAAAGUUCAUAGCAUUGCCAUGUCCAUGUGAACCUCCACGCCCAGACAAGGAUGAAGUGAAAGUGCAAAAGCCGCCCAAGCCGCCGCGUUUUCCUGCACCAUUUUAUUAGCAAAUUGACAAUUUGUUGUACAUAUUGGACCAUUUAAUUUUCUUUUUCACUCUGAGUUUUUGGAGGAAAAAAAAAAAGGUGGUUGGGUGUGAAAUUUACGAUCUUUGGAUUCCAGGUAGAACAUGGUCAAUUUGAUAGAAAAGCAAGGAUAUGGGCUCGUGUAAGUAGGAAACAGAAAAUAUCUAUUCUAGUUCUAUCAUCAGCUAUGGGUUCGAAUCUAAGAGAAAUUCUAGAGAAUGUUUGCUACCCUGAAAUUUUCUUGUCUUUCCUGACCGAUAAGGAAAAAAAAAAAAUUGGGUCAAAA
This is a messenger RNA of Durio zibethinus, 850 nucleotides long. RefSeq lists its product as uncharacterized. Lineage: Eukaryota; Viridiplantae; Streptophyta; Magnoliopsida; Malvales; Malvaceae. The record is from RefSeq and is a predicted model, not a curated record.